AUGCCUUCGCUGCGUUCCAUCUGCGUCGGUCUCCUCAUGACCCCUCUCCACCAAUUCUCAAGCGCCACGCGAAUUAUAGUCGAACCAUCAACAUCACGAAACCCCACACUCCCCCAUGACGUCGUCCUCCCCGGGAUAGACCUCAACUUCCGGUACGCGCUGAUCGGACGCGGAACGCAAAACUACACCUGCGCCACCGCCUGCGGCCCGGCUGUCCCCGUCGGCGCAGUCGCCACCCUCUUCGACGCCACAGCCCUCGCCCGGCUCUCCCCCUCCAUGCUGCACACCAUCCCCCCUUUAGCCGUAGACCAGCCGAUCCCGGCCGCCGGCGAGGCCUUCCAAGUCGGCACAGCCCCGCCCCUCAUGCCCAUCGGGCGGCACUACUUCGACGCGGCGGGCGUGCCGGUCUUCGAGCUGUCGGGCGUCAACAAGGUCCUGUACGCGACCCGGGCCGCCAACGUCUCGGCACCGGAGGGCUCGAAUCCCGGAGCGGGCGGGCGGGGUCAUGGAGCCGUUGACUGGCUGCUCCUGGUUGCGAAGCAGAACUACGUGGCGGAGAGUGUGGGGCUGGGUGCUGCGUACCGGGUCGUCACGGCUGGGGGGAAGGCCGUCUGCGAUCGAGAGGGUGCGCAGCAGGUCGAUUACGCGGCCGAGUAUUGGUUUUACGCGUGA
Messenger RNA from Drepanopeziza brunnea f. sp. 'multigermtubi' MB_m1, 672 nucleotides. RefSeq lists its product as uncharacterized. The record is from RefSeq and is a predicted model, not a curated record. NCBI's taxonomy places the organism in Eukaryota, Fungi, Ascomycota, Leotiomycetes, Helotiales, Drepanopezizaceae.